Molecule: messenger RNA, 406 nt
Organism: Aspergillus steynii IBT 23096
Lineage: Eukaryota; Fungi; Ascomycota; Eurotiomycetes; Eurotiales; Aspergillaceae
Exons: 3
Coding region: 118-273 (51 amino acids)
Source: RefSeq, a predicted model, not a curated record
AGCCGAAAUUUCUGACAGGACCACAUGGCUGGAUGGGAUGGCGGACUGAGGUGGUUGUGGGAGGAUAAAUACCUGAAUAUCGAACCCUCGGGCAGAGACGCAGCCUUAUUGCUCAUCAUGGACAAGAGCUCCUCCCAGAACAAAGACUCCGCUCAGCCAGACCUCGCCCAGUACCAGGCCCAAUGGACCAAAAUCCACAACGACACCAUCAAGCAGAUCAAGCAGAUCAGAGAAAAAGAACAGGCCAAAGGCUCCGAUAAAAGCUCUCGAUAGCCACUCGCAUAUUGAAUCAUCAUGGGAAACAUUCGCAUUGCAUGUGUCGGAUCGGUCGGCGUCUUUAUCUUUACAUUUGGCUUUUUGUGAUUCUGUCUAUUCAUGCGAUGCUUGCAGGCGACGGAGCUCGGGU